AUGGCAGACACAAAGGACACUGAAAAAUCUAAAGAAGAAUUAAACAAUGGACAUGCAAAUAUUCCAAACAAUACAGAUAUCAAUACAAUUAAUUCCAUCAAAUCAGAGGAUAAUGGCACUGUCGUCCAUUACUCAAGAGAUGAAGUUGAGUCACCUGUUGAACGGGUCAAGUUCGAAGGCUUAGACGAUAAUGAUAGUAUAUAUUCGGAAGAUAGCCAUGAUUUAAAAAAAACAGCUCUUCCAGCUAUACCCGAUGGCGGGUGGGGCUGGGUUGUAGUCGCUGCAUCAUUCCUAAUAUCAGCAUGUGCUGAUGGCCUCGCAGUUUCCUUCGGUCUUCUACAUGAGGAAUUUACUGCUUACUUUGAAACUACACAAUCAAAAACUUCAUUGAUUGGCAGUCUCUUCAUCGCUACUCCAUUAUUAGCAGGGCCAGUAAUGAGUGCCUUAGUGGAUAGGUAUGGAUGUAGAGUCAUGACCAUGAUAGCUGGAGUUCUCUCUACUCUGGGUUUCCUAUUAGCUUCUGUAAGUAACUCAGUAGAAAUGUUAUGUCUAACUUAUGGCUUCAUAAGUGGAUUAGCAAUGGGAAUAUUGUACGUAACUAUGGUAGUGUCUGUAGCUUUCUGGUUUGAUAAACGAAGAAAUCUAGCAGUAUCUUUAGCCACGUGUGGCAUAGGUUUCGGUACUCUUAUUUAUUCACCAAUGACUCACUACCUCUUAGAAAUAUACGAUUGGAGAAAUACUAUUGUUUUAUUAGCUGGUACUCUACUUAAUGUGUGUGUAUGUGGAGCAUUAAUGAAGACACCAGAGUGGUUAAUAAUUAAACAGAAACGAGAGCGAAGACUCUCUAAAGCUAGAUCUCGGAGAUCAUCUAGUGCUGGUUCUACUUCAUCGAGAUCUAUAGGAGGAGAGUCAGCGUACUUAGACUCUGAAGAGUUGAAGACGUUGUUGGAAUCUGGGAAGAGUCCUGAAUAUAUUUUAGCGACAUUAGCAACUAGUAUAGCAGAAGCUGAAGAAUUGGAAGCUACAACACAAGCAAAUGCUGAAAGUCCGAGCAAGAGAAUGCAUUCAGCUAUACAUCUACCUACGUUUGUUCAACAGAACGAGAAGGUACCAACUGAAGUAUUAGACAAGCUGAUGAAAAAUAGGCGACUCUACAGCAUUAUUUUACAAAACUAUCCAGACGUGUUAACGCGUAGGCAUUCGGACAUCAAUAUCAAUAUAGAAAAUCCAGAAAACACUAAAGGACCUGCAAAGUUUCCCGUAGAAAUUAAAGUAAAGAAACCUAAAGAUGGAACUGAGGCAGAGGUUAAAAAAGGCGAGAGUGAGAAGAAAGUAGAUAAUGAAGCUCUAAAGACUGAGACUACGAAGUCUAAAACAAAUAUUAAUUUAACGAAGCAGAAACUCAUUGAGAAUGACGCAAAACUAUUGCAACAGCAACAGGGUUGGUUUAAGCAAAUGUCAACAGACCACCAUUACCUGAGAGAUGUGCCCUUGUAUAAAACGACACUGAUGCACCGAGGCGCCAUGAUGUCUAUAACUAGGUAUAAACUUAGAGCUUCAUCGCUACCCGAUAUGUAUAGGAAUUCAUCGUGGUCUCUUUACUCUGAAUCUGAUGAUGAAAUGAGAUGGUACAACCGCUUAUUCCAAGCCCUAAGCUCCAUGUUUGAUUUCAAAAUGUUCACGGAGUUCCAUUUCCUGCUGUUCAAUCUAUCUUGUUUGAUUCUCUCUGUGUGGUUCAUCGUGCCCUACUUCUUCCUCAACUCCUAUAUGAAUGAAAUGAACACAGCAGGUGGACCUUUGAUGAUUUCUAUUAUUGGAGUUUCUAGCAGCAUUGGAAUUGUAGCUCUCGGUUGGGCAGGAGACCAGCCCUGGGUGAAUGUAACCAAGACUUAUGCUUGGUGCCUCAUCCUCUGCGGGGCGACCGUUGCCAUCUAUCCUCUGUUCAUUACCAACUAUUGGGCCUUGACUGUCAACUCCACGUUCUUCGGUCUCAGUGUCGCCAGUGCCUACUCCUAUAUACCCAUGAUCCUCAUGGAAUUGAUGCCUAUUGAAAACUUUACUGUGGCGUAUGGACUAAUCCUUCUCACGCAAGGUAUUGGGCAUCUCGUUGGACCGCCUAUUGGAGGUAUGCUGUACGAUUUCACCGGAUCUUGGGAGCUAACGUUCUACAUAGCAGGGUUAUGGCUAGUCGUAUCCGGUCUGUUUGUGGGAGCUAUAGCAUACACAAAGAACUUAAGACUCUGUGGCACAACACCUCUUUUAAAGGAGGCUGCGGAAGCCGCCAAAAAACUGAAUGGAAAUGCUGAUGUGUAA
Molecule: messenger RNA, 2313 nt
Organism: Spodoptera littoralis (African cotton leafworm)
Lineage: Eukaryota; Metazoa; Arthropoda; Insecta; Lepidoptera; Noctuidae
Source: the annotation of a GenBank genome assembly